Dermacentor silvarum is the source of this 1182-nucleotide messenger RNA. RefSeq names its product BTB/POZ domain-containing protein 6. Gene Ontology annotation, biological process: neurogenesis. The transcript has 4 exons. Gene Ontology annotation, molecular function: protein binding. Lineage: Eukaryota; Metazoa; Arthropoda; Arachnida; Ixodida; Ixodidae. The coding region runs from base 182 to 1057 and encodes 291 amino acids. Gene Ontology annotation, cellular component: cytosol. The record is from RefSeq and is a predicted model, not a curated record.
GUGACGCAUGACGUAACUUGCAGGAAACGAGAGUCUGCUCCCCUAUCGGUUCCCACCACGCCGGCGGCACGUAGUUUCGCUUUCUGCCCGGCUCAAAGAGGACGGCGUCGUUUUUUUCCCCCAGUCGCGUACAACCGACGCCACUCGGAUACUCGCCGUGCUGUGGUUUCCAAACACCGACAUGGCCUACUGCCAGAGCUGUCGCGCCAGACUACCAGAGGAGAAGGGCUCGGAAAUUCAACAUCCCUUCAGCGUCGAGAAUUUUCUGGACAGCGGCGAGUUCACAGAUUUCGAGUUCCGGGUGAAGCUGGAGGACCAUCCUGACAUCCCCGAGCGGAGAUUCCGUGCACACAAAGUGUUCCUGGCCAUGAGGAACGAGGUGUUUCAUGCCAUGUUUUUUGGAGACCUGGCCGAGAAAAACGAGGUGGUCAUCACGGAUGUUCACCCGGACGGCUUCGACUUGCUGCUCAGGUACCUGUACUCCGGCAAGCCGAAGAUGAAGAACAUCGACGACGCGCUGCACGCAAGGUUCGCGGCCAAGAAGUACCUGGUUCAGGGUCUUGUAGACGCUUGCAGCCUGUAUAUUGAGAAUAACCUAAAGCCUGACAGGCUGUGCUCGUUCAUCGACUACUACAUGGAGAGCCGCGAGCCAGAAAUGGACGCCAUCGCGGAGACGCUCCUGACGUCAUCCAAAGCCCCGGACAUCCUCACAUCGAAAGAAUUCAACGUCGCCCUCGAGGAAACCGUUCGAUAUAUCGUGGAGAGGAUAAGGAAAGUUUCCGAAGACAGUGUGACCAGAGCCGUGUUCGGCUGGGCCCAGGAACAGUGUGUCAAGAGCAUGCAGUCGGAGAGCCCGCUCGAAGUGAAGGCGCUUAUGCGCACUUUUUUUCCUAAGUUGCGAUUCUUGACCAUGACGGCUGAAGAGUUCGUGGUGGGACCGGGUUCCUGGGAUCUGCUGGAAGACGCUGAGAACCUCGCGUUACUGCGUAAUAUCGUAAAGAGGGGAUCUCAGCCGCUACCCGAAGGAUUCUGUAACGUCACUGACGAUCGCUUCUAAGCUAUAUGAAAAAAUAAAACGACAUCCUUUUCACACGGCUAACUGCGAAAGCUGUUGAACUGCUCGUGUUCCGUCCAUGUUUGUUAAGAGGCGCUUUUGCUUUAUGAUACAAUUCGUUCACAGCA